Molecule: messenger RNA, 7815 nt
Organism: Monomorium pharaonis (pharaoh ant)
Lineage: Eukaryota; Metazoa; Arthropoda; Insecta; Hymenoptera; Formicidae
Product: protein decapentaplegic
Exons: 3
Coding region: 3020-4231 (403 amino acids)
Biological process (GO): SMAD protein signal transduction; BMP signaling pathway
Cellular component (GO): extracellular region
Molecular function (GO): growth factor activity; cytokine activity
Source: RefSeq, a predicted model, not a curated record
UGUCUAUGUGACAAAAAUUCGUCUAAACAUAAUAUAAAUAAUUUAGCGUUUAUAUAGAAAUGAUCUUGAAAUUUAUGGCACAACCAUAAAGUUCACGUCACGAUGAAUAAUUUGAAUGGACCGCAUGUUUCGAUCACGUGACGCUUAAUCGGUAAAAAUCAUGAUUGUAUUCUGAUGCAUUGGUAGACGAUAAGAUCAUUCUCUUCUAUAAAUUUUGAAUUAUCUGUUACAUCAACUUUGGAUUUUCUUUGACGAUUUCGAUCAGAGAGCAAUAAUACAAUAUCUUUUAUAAUACAAUACAAAUAUUUUUUAUAAUACAAUACAAAUAUCUUUUAUAUUAAUUUUAUGCUAUCAUAUAUUGCAUAUAUGCGAUAUAUAUAUAAUUUACUUUUAUCUGUCAGGAUCGAAUGUUUUGCACGAAUUAUUAUAAUUAUACUUUAAAUUUACAGAAAAUUAUAUGAUUGAUAAUAAUUUUAAAGUAAUAUAAACAUGUACAAAGAUAAAGUUUAAAAAAUUCUUCCAAAGUUAAUAAUAUUGACAAUAUAUGACGUUUUCGAUAUCGAGACGCUUAAUUAGAUUCAUUAGGGAAUUCUUUGUAAUAAACACUCUAAUGUGUGUAAAAUCGCAACUACUUUUUGCAUCAGAAAAAGUCAUAAUCAUUUAUGACAUUAAAUGAAUAUAACGUUCUUAUAUAGACCUUUAUUUGGCAAGAUUUACAUUCGGAAAUUCUGUUUGCACUUUUAUCCGUCCACUCCAAUUUCCAUCACAUCUACCUCCACAAAAUUGUUAAAUUAACAGUUAAAAUGACAAUUACAAUUGGAGUUUACGGACAUUUACUUGCCAUUAACAUUCAUUUUUUAAAUAUUAUUUCCGCAUCAUAAAACGCGUCUGUCACGAUUGUAAGGUCGCGGUCACGUGAUUCCCGUGCCGAGUGGAUCGCUUUGCCCAGGAAUUCUCUGCGGAAGGCUUGGAAUGAUAUACCGCGGGGUAUACGGUUCUUCGAAAAGGUACAGACAUCGAAAAUGAACGACGGAAUAGGGCUGGAGACCACUGGAGACCACCGCAGGCAGGCGAGUGAAAAGCGGGACGAUGGGAGGGGUGAGGAAGGGGAGGGAGAACACGGCAGCGGCAGACUGGCUGGUGGAGCGAGUCCGAGAACGGUGUAGUGCGAGCGAGGGACGAUAUGACGUGUCCCAGCGAGAGGAACAAGGACGAGGAAGUUUGCGCAGGAACGUCGCUGUGACGACGAACCUCGCGUGACGUUCCCGCGGGGGGUUCCCGCGAUGAGAGUUCUCGUUUCUUUAUUAUCUAUUGCGUACUCCUUGCGCGCACAUCUCGUCUCGUCGAGGCGUUUAGUUUACCUGGCGAAAGUAAUCGAAAACCAAACGAAACGCAUACGAAUGCACAUAGUAAAUUCUUGCGCGUCGGUCCGCGGGAAAUUUUCGUCGUCGUCGUCGCUCCGAAUAUAGUUUCCGGGGUAACUCCGGUUACUCAGGCCGAGAAAAUAUCGUAAAUAAAUCCGAUAAAUAAACAUAUCGGGCUCGCUUGUUGUCAACGUGCACUUAUUGCGCGCACGUUGCAGCGAUGCAUCGCGGAUGAAAGCGCGGAUUUUCAACGGAUUGGAAACGCAUCGACGAGACCGUACGGUCGUACGGUAUACGUCGUCGCGGUCGGUGAAGCAACGCAGAGGGGCGGAAAAGGGAGGUGAAACGCGCGGUGGAUGCGGCGCGCGUGGAAUGCACCGGGACGGCGGGCAUCGACGCGGCGGUCCUGGGAGUCGCGGCGGAGGGGGGAAAGGGGAGCCGACCGUCCGUAAGGAAAGGAAGGGCCGGUGGAACGGAGCGAGCUGAAACGGGGUCCGCGGCGCGCACGUUCAUUCGAGCGCGGCCUUGCCUAAAUCUCGCGAUAGUAUUCCGCUCGCUCGCGCGGCUGCGCACGGAUAUAUCUCCAUGUUUUCCUGAGGAAACGGCUUCCGCUGCCUAUAAUUCCCUUCGCGCCUCAUCGUCGCGGCGACGAGAAGAAAGAAGAAGAGGAAGAGUGACGGAAAAAGGAAAGGAACAAGAGCGCCCGCUCCCUCGGGAAGUACCCGUGCAUCCUGGCGAUACAUAUAAUACGUGUACCGGAGUAGCAGGUAGAAACGACGAGGAGGAGGAGGAGGAGGAGGAAAGAGCGAGGGAGGAAGGGAGAGAAUCCGCGAAUACGUGCGCAUCGGCGUGGAACUCGGCGCGGCCGGAUUCCGCAUGCUCUGCGCGUAAACGCAAGUGCGUGCGUGCGUGCGUGCGUACGUACGUACGUACGCGCGCGGGGACCUGUUGAUAGGUCGCGCAGGUGUACGAGGGUGGACCCCGUCCCCACUCUGCCUUCUUUCCCCUCCAACGCCAUCGCCGCCGCUGCUGCUGCCGUCGACGACGACUACGAGAGCCGACGAGAGAGAGCACACUUUCGGCUAACGCACGGCGCGUUAUGACCACCUGAUCAACGAGAGAAUCUCGGUGGUCAUCGCCACUUCAUCCGUCAUCGGGGCCGAAUGCCCUGUCGUCGUCCGUAUAUAGUAGUCGUGGAAAAAAAAAAGAGCGCACCCGACGCGGGAUAACAAUCGUCGCGAGCGCGGAUUUUGAGUGAGAAGCGCGCGUGUGCGCGCGCGCGCAAGGUGUCUCUCCGUUUGUUUGAGUUGUGUGAGUGUGCGCGUGCGUGCGUGCGUGCGUGCGUGUGCGAGGGACCGUCGUCGACGUUCCGACAUCAUCGUCGCGGUCGCCGUAUUUCCCUUCUCGGACUCUUUCCCUCUUGCCAAGACUCCCUCUCCUCUUUCCGCUCCGCGCGCGCGGGAUCGUCCACAUCGGGCGGAACAUUGGAGAGUGCCUUCCAGGUUUUUGCGUGUGGAGUGUGGUGCCGUCAGUGUGAGGUGAGGUUACGCGUGGUGCAGCAGUCGUCGGGCCCCGACUUGAGAUGCCGUGGCUGCUCAAACUACGGACUCGCGAUUAUAGUUAGGGAGGUAACGUGAGUGAGUGACGACAUCACGAUGCGCAUGUCGCCGCCGCUGGGGUUAGUGCUCGUGGCAGCGGUCACGCUGCUAGCAAGUGCGAAUGCUAACGCGGAGACGGGCCUACGCAUCGAUUCGGACGCGGCCACGUCGUUAUCGUCGUCGCAUCACCUCGGAACGAAGGAUCGCGACCAGGCGAUAGCCGGGAUGGAGGCCAGCCUGCUCUCCUUCCUGGGCAUCACGAAGAGACCGAGGCCGCAAGGUCGGGCCCACAUCCCGAAGUCACUCAGGGAGCUUCAUUCCCGCCAGAACGCCAUCGGCGUCGUGGACAUCGCGAAGCCGGGCAUUCACACGCGAUCGGCUAACACCGUCCGUUCAUUUCCACAUAUCGAGAGUGAUCUGGAUCACAAGUUCCAAUCUCCGAAUCGUUUUCGGUUGUCCUUCAAUCUAACUAGGAUACCUAGCAGCGAGACGUUGCAGGCUGCGGAGUUGACGCUGACGCGAGUUGCGAUCUCGGACGUCCAGGACGUAAACGCGAAACAUAAGCGCGGCCGGGUGCUGGUGUACGACAUAAUACGGCCUGGCGUAAAGGGUCACAGCAAGCCGAUAUUGCGGCUGAUCGACAGCAAGGUGAUUGACGCGACGGAGAACGCCACAAUCAGUCUGGACGUGCAUCCUGCUGUGGCGAGGUGGGUGGACAAUCACAUGGACAAUCACGGGCUGCUGGUGCACGUGACCGGUGCGCUCGCCAGCACGCGGGAGCACGUGCGACUGAGACGCGCCGCCGACGAGCACAAGGACGCGUGGGUGGUGAGCCGGCCGAUGCUCUACACGUAUAUGGACGACGGCCGUUACGGGAUGGCAUCCGCGAAUCAGAUAAUGGACCGGCGAGCCAGGCGGGCCGCCCUGCGGAAGAAUCGGCGGAAGGACGGUCGCGAGAAUUGCCGACGGCAUCCGCUCUACGUCGACUUCGCGGACGUCGGCUGGAACGAUUGGAUCGUCGCGCCGCCCGGAUACGACGCCUUCUACUGCCACGGUGAUUGCCCGUUUCCUCUGGCGGACCAUCUGAACUCGACGAAUCACGCGAUCGUGCAGACCCUCGUUUACUCGUCCAAGGCGAGCAUGGUGCCGAAGGCGUGUUGCGUGCCGACCGCGCUCAGCUCGAUAUCGAUGCUCUACCUAGAUGAGGAGAACAAGGUAGUACUGAAGAACUAUCAGGACAUGGCGGUCCUCGGAUGCGGCUGCCGUUGAUGCUCUGAUAACGGUGUCUUUUGAUUGGCGGUACGCGAGACUCGUUCGACUCGAGGGACAAUCGCCAAAAUCGUGGAAUAACGCGAAGGGAUGAAGAAACGAAACAAAAAGAGAAAUAUUUAACCUGCAUGCUGUUCAGGUUGAUCAUGAUUUUAUACUUGUCGCUUUUACGGAUAUAUUAAGGAUGAAACGCAGACAGCGUUGUAUUGUUUUUCUUCAGAUAGAACACAAAGUCAUAAUGACUCCAUAUGUUAUCGCGAGUUUGUCAUUUAUAAAUGAUAAAUAAUAUUAUGAGGAGAUAUAGAAUCAUUAUGAUUCUAUAUCUUAACUGAAUUGUUUUGUUCGCUUUAUCAUCUAUCAAACAAUACGUAUCAUUAGGACAUGAGACAGAUGUCAUUAAAACAUCUUUAAGACUUCUCAAUCUUUAACAUCGUGUUUGAGUGCUAAUGUAAACGAAUCUUUGGAAAUGUUAUUAUAUCGAGAAAGAUUUUUUGGUUUUUCAGCAUAUUAUUUUUCUUUGUUUAGGUAGAUCAUUAUUUUUGCAAAAUUGUCGCGUCAAUUAAAGAUUGACUUUAACAAUCGAACAUAAUAAGUUGAUCUUUUAUCUUGACAUCAUCAGAACCGAUGAUAUUUUUCUCAGUUUUAUGAUUUUGUCUAUAAUACUAUUUACUCGUUCUAAUACACAGUCCAAUGUUUUUUGUAAUCAAGAGACAUGGCAAAACAAAUACACGCGACCACCUUGUGUCUCCGCACUUGCAGCUUGAUUGCUCGGAUUGCUCGGAAGUGCUAAUCGAGUUGGAGAAAGCAACAUUGAUCAAUAACGAUAUCUCGUCAGAAAAUAUGCCCUCUCGCGCGCCGAUAUCACACGUUAGUUGUCCGCGAGCAAAAGAUAGGGAUAAUGUCGAGAACAUGAUUGUCAAAUUUCGCGCUGGUAUCAUCAGGCUGCUGAUGAUAAUAAACUCCUCUUUUUAUAGAUCCUUAUUAGCCUGUCACCUAUUGAUAAAUGGUAUCGUUUAGCCCUAUGUUUUAAUCUAGCAUUUAAUUUUCAUAGCGUUAUCACUUUUGGCUAAAUUUAUAAUAGAAAAUGAAAAGUAAAUAAUAGAGCGUAUUACUGAAAUAUACAGGCUAAAUAGCAUUCGUCAAUAAGGAACGCCAAUAAGGACCGAUACAAAAAAUUUGGUAAAGGACACCGAACACACUGUAUAUGUUCUUCUAUUCGCUUUCUUAUGUGACGCGUAGUCACAUGGCAAAUGCGAGUAGUAAUGGGAAAGCAGUACGAAAGGAAAAUUUAAAAGAAAUCAGCUGACUUAAAAUAGGGGAUUUAAAAUAGACUGCGAUUUGCUGCAUAAUUAAGAGAUAUAUCGCUCGUUCAUUGGAUCUCGAUAGAUCAAUUGUAAAUAGAGGCCUUAUAGUAGCCUUUUACUCCAAUCGCGGAUGUAGCGAUCGACGUAGCUCUUAAUCACAGUAGAUCCCUUCUUUCUUCUCAAGCAGAAUUUUUUUUCUCUGAAUAUUCAUUCUUAGAGACCGUCGGAAUCGAAGUAUCCCUCUAUUCUGAAAUCUCUUUUUAAUUCUCACUCUCUCUCUCUCUCUCUCUAAUUUCGCGCGCGAUCACAUAGCGAAUAUGUCGUGCAAGAAAAAGAGAAAAAAUUCAGUUUAUAAAAGGGCAGCUGUCUCAAAAUAGAGAAGUUUCUACUGUGAUUAGCGGAAUCGCGCGGCUUUGCGUGACGAUGAUUACACGUGAUUAUUGCGUGACACGAUUACCGCUGAUUAAAAGGAUGCGAAUUAGUCAAGAACAAUAGACAGCUUUUAAUUGUAGCUGCGAACAUAAUCAAGCGACAAUUGCAAUAAUUAUCGGGUCAUUGUCAGAGUUUAUUGAGAACGCCAGACGAGAGUAGCUACCCGUUUAUAAGCAAACCCAAUUGAGAAAAUGAGUAGGAAUAACUUCUAUUUGACAAUUUAAGAGUCGAGAAGUGUGGAUUAGAAGUGAUAGAGACAAUAUUGUGGAUUAAUAUCCAGCAAAUAUAUCAGAUCUUCGUAUGGAAGAUAAUAAUAUCAUGUGUAAUUUUAUCAUAUUCUUCAUUCACAUUCUUUAUCAACAAUUUUGUACAUUUUCGUAUGUGAAUUUUUUUGCGAACAAAUUUUGCAAAGAUCCCAGCAACACACUGACUGUAUAUUCUUUCUAAUCAAUUCUGACUGCAAGGAACAUUUGACUUUUGUCCAAUUAUAUUACUAUAUUCAUAUUAGAGAAUAAAAUACUGUUUUUUUUUUAAAUAAAUUUUUAUAAAUUAUGAGAGAGAUAUAAAUUAUGUAUUAUUCAUGUGAAAAGAUCUGUUAGUAGUGUUUAAAUCAAUAUGCAAAUAGAAUUCGCGAGAUAUACUUCAUGUAUUAUUGUUAAAUGCAGCGCGUCAAUAUACCGAUACACGGAUACAUAAAGAAAAAUACAUUGCGACACAAUAUGGACUUUGAAUGAAAACAUUCCAUUGAUCGAAACGAUUUUAAUGCUCUUCUUUAAAUAUUUGUCUUCUUGAAAUAAAUUGUAAAUUCUAUUUCUACUUCAAACGCUCGAUGGUAUCUUUUCUACGUGAGGAAUCUCAAACUGUCGAGUCCUCGCGAUAUAAGAGUUCUUGAUUUUUAAAUAUAAGCUUUCAAAGCGCGACAAAACAUUUGAUUAAUUUUAAUAUAUCGCUAACGAGGCAAGUUGUGCCGAGUGAUAAAAAUAUGUAUAAGUGAGACCUAUGUAAUGUGUUAUGUACUUGCGUAAUCAUGAACUCACUUAAUUCAUCAGAUGUAUAAUCGAUUAAACUUUCUGAAAAUAAAACGUACGACGUGUGGAUGUAAGCGCGAUACAAAUGUGAAGCGAAAUUUUAAUAUCGGCAAAUAUUGCGCAUCACUGACUACACUGCGAGAACCAUUGUAACGCUUCAGCAAGUGAACAAUGAAAUCAUGUGUCGGAAAUACACAAUUGACUAAUGGUAAUUUCAGCAAUGUAGAAAUGUCUCUUCUGCACGCGAUAAAAUGUCAGCCAAGGCAACGUUUUUCUCCUGGAAAUUGCGUUCGUCGUGCAAACGUGUACAUGAAUGAGUACCUCUUCACAGUUAUUGGAUUGCAUUGACAUUUGCGCAAUGUUGUCACAAUGUUUUAAAAGGACUAAAGAGACAGGGCAGCAAAUUAGAGAGCGUAAAUCGGCGUGUCCAGUUACGUACCGACACGGAGCCACGAAGAAGUAUGCAUUCCGUCUCUUUAAACGCGAAUGGAUGCAUGCCUACGUAAAUCCUGCCGCCGCGAAUAGAUUGUACCUGCCUAAGGAUUUUAUUCUAUUUAUUUUUCUUCUUUCUUUUUUUUGCCAAAAGAUCUUGAACACACGUGUAUAUUUGUACAGAAGUGUUUUAUUAAUAAGCGAUCGUCGUUGUAAAAUGUGUAAAAUAGAUAAGAGAUAAGCGAGUCUGUGUAAACACUGUAAAUAAUAUAUUGUAAAGUAUCGUGCGCAUGUAUAUUCUUAUAUAUUUUAUCAUUAUUUUCCUAGUUUUACGAUUGUAUACAGAGUGCGUGUGUAAAUAUUAAAUAAAUUUAAUAUGGUAAUAAAA